CGUAUCUUAGCAGCCUGACACUCAACGGCCGCCCUUCUCCCUCCUUAUUAGUACUGUCAUUUUGACUGUCCCUCAUAGUCUGUAGUUCUCCACAUCGCUUCGAGAAGCUACAAAAAAAUUCCCACUCUCUCUCUUUUCGAUCUCGUUUUCAUAUUUAUCUCUAAUGGCGACCAAGAAGAGUGUGGGUUCUCUGAAGGAGGCUGAUUUGAAGGGGAAUAGGGUCUUCGUUAGGGUCGAUCUGAAUGUCCCUUUGGAUGAUAACUUGAAUAUCACCGAUGAUACCAGGGUUAGGGCUGCUGUUCCCACGAUCAAGUACUUGAUGGGUCAUGGUGCCAAGGUUAUCCUUUCAAGCCAUUUGGGACGUCCCAAGGGUGUCACACCCAAAUACAGCUUGAAGCCUCUCGUUCCUAGACUCUCUGAGCUCUUGGGAGUCAAGGUGGAGAUGGCUAAUGAUUGUAUUGGUGAGGAAGUUGAGAAGUUGGUGGCGGCCAUCCCAGAUGGUGGUGUUCUCCUCCUGGAGAAUGUUAGGUUCUACAAGGAGGAAGAGAAGAAUGAUCCUGAGUUUGCAAAGAAGCUUGCCUCUCUUGCAGACCUAUAUGUGAAUGAUGCAUUUGGCACUGCUCACAGAGCUCAUGCUUCCACAGAGGGAGUUGCAAAGUACUUGAAGCCCGCUGUCGCUGGAUUCCUUAUGCAGAAGGAACUUGACUAUCUUGUUGGAGCCGUGGCCAAUCCCAAAAGGCCGUUUGCUGCUAUUGUAGGUGGCUCAAAAGUGUCAUCCAAGAUUGGGGUUAUCGAGUCAUUGUUUGAGAAGGUUAAUAUCCUUGUGCUGGGUGGAGGAAUGAUCUUCACAUUCUACAAAGCCCAAGGAAUUUCUGUUGGAUCCUCCCUUGUGGAGGAAGACAAGCUCGAUUUGGCAACAUCACUUCUUCAGAAGGCCAAGUCCAAAGGUGUGUCUGUUUUGCUGCCCACAGAUGUGGUUGUUGCAGACAAAUUUGCUGCCGAUGCUAAUAGCAAGGUUGUGCCGGCAUCUGGCAUCCCUGAUGGUUGGAUGGGGUUGGACAUUGGACCUGAUUCUAUCAAGUCAUUUAGUGAAGCUUUGGACACUACCCAAACAGUCAUCUGGAAUGGACCAAUGGGGGUGUUUGAAUUUGAGAAGUUUGCUGCUGGAACAACGGCAAUUGCUAAGAAGUUGGCAGAACUCAGUGGUGGAAAGGAUGUGACAACAAUCAUUGGAGGCGGUGAUUCAGUUGCUGCUGUGGAGCAGGCAGGACUUGCUGACAAGAUGAGCCACAUCUCAACCGGUGGAGGUGCUAGCUUGGAGCUGCUUGAGGGCAAACCCCUUCCUGGAGUUCUUGCCCUCGAUGAAGCCUGAAGCGACUCUUGUGAGAAAGUUCCCUGUUUGAGUUCAUCCCUUUUGGUGAUGUUAUUUACCGAUCAUUUUUCUUAGAAUAUUGUAAUAGGAUCAAACUAGAGCUAAUGAUAUAGAGGCUGCGGGUUGAAUUUGAAUAAGAUGGUCUUUUUAGGCACGAUUGAUGUUUUGUCGCCUGUGGGCUAAAUUCUUAUUGGAUCAGUGUUAAUAUAUCUCAUUUGUGUUUGGACAGGUGAGAUGAAUGAACAGACUUGUAGAGAACUUUCAUACCAAGUGAUUAAUCUCUGGUUUUGAUUUCA
Messenger RNA from Macadamia integrifolia, 1668 nucleotides. RefSeq names its product phosphoglycerate kinase, cytosolic. Bases 164 to 1372 code for a protein of 402 amino acids. Gene Ontology annotation, cellular component: cytosol. The record is from RefSeq and is a predicted model, not a curated record. Gene Ontology annotation, biological process: gluconeogenesis; glycolytic process. The transcript is spliced from 7 exons. Gene Ontology annotation, molecular function: ADP binding; phosphoglycerate kinase activity; ATP binding. NCBI's taxonomy places the organism in Eukaryota, Viridiplantae, Streptophyta, Magnoliopsida, Proteales, Proteaceae.